AUGCGGUCAUCUCACCGCAGAAGCAAAAUCGAACUUGCGGAAAGGGAUACGCAGAAACGGAAGUGGGCAGCUGGGGAUGACUGUAGAAGUGGAACAUUUGUGCACCUGCGGAACUGCAGAAGCGGUCAAGUGACCGUAGAAUACUUGGAGUGCAAAUUCAGUGAUGGGACCCAUGAUGCAGAUAUAGAGGUUAAGCUUGAUGCUCAAGUUAUCCCCAAGAGAGCGAGUUAUAAGUAUAUCGGCUCUAUUAUCCAGGGUAACGGGGAGAUUGAUGAAGAUGUCGCACAUCACAUCGGAGCGGGAUGGAUGAAGUGGAGGUUUGCUUCCGGUAUUUUGUGUGAUAAGAAUGUGCCGCUAAGACUUAAGGGUAAGUUUUAUCGAGUGGUGGUUCAACCGGCUAUGUUGUAUGGGGCUGAGUGUUGGCCUGUCAAGAACUCCCACCUGCAGAAGAUGAGAGUAGCAGAGAUGAGGAUGUUGAGAUGGAUGUGUGGGUAUACCAGGAGAGAUAGGAUUAAGAAUAAAGCUAUCCGGGACAGAGUGGGAGUAGCCUCCGUAGAGAACAAGAUGUGGGAGUCGAGGCUGAGAUGGUUCGGACAUGUUAAGAGAAGAAGAAUUGAUGCUCCUGUCAUGAGGUGUGAGAGGUUGGCCAUGGAGACCUCACUACCUGCAUUAGGUAGGGGUAAGGUCUGCGUACAGACUAUCCUCCCCAGACCCCACCUGUUGGGAUCAAAC
Molecule: messenger RNA, 732 nt
Organism: Nicotiana tabacum (common tobacco)
Lineage: Eukaryota; Viridiplantae; Streptophyta; Magnoliopsida; Solanales; Solanaceae
Source: RefSeq, a predicted model, not a curated record